AUGGCUAUCAUCAAAAAGUCAAAAGACUUGAUUGUCCGUAUCCGUCAUCCGUAUCCAGCGUUCCUUAACCAUUCCUGUACCUUUCCAUUUGCGUAUGGCGACGUUAUCUACUACAGCUGCAUCUCCGUCCACAGUCAUUAUGCCUGGUGUUCUAUUGACGAGGUAUUCCAAGGCAGAUGGCGGUACUGUACCGCGGAAGAUCCCCCAAAGUGUACCUUCCCUUUCUUGUACAGAAAUCAACUCUUUGAUAGUUGCACCAAGGAAGGCUAUGUUUUGAGUCGGAGUUGGUGCUCAUUGACAAAAGAUUACAACCAAGACAGAAAAUGGAAACAAUGCUCUCCUUACAAGUCUUUCUGGACAUGCCUCACAGCAGAAUAGAAGAAACCACC
Molecule: messenger RNA, 389 nt
Organism: Eubalaena glacialis (North Atlantic right whale)
Lineage: Eukaryota; Metazoa; Chordata; Mammalia; Artiodactyla; Balaenidae
Product: binder of sperm protein homolog 2-like
Exons: 5
Coding region: 1-378 (125 amino acids)
Cellular component (GO): cell surface
Molecular function (GO): heparin binding
Source: RefSeq, a predicted model, not a curated record